Phanerochaete carnosa HHB-10118-sp is the source of this 366-nucleotide messenger RNA. RefSeq lists its product as uncharacterized. Gene Ontology annotation, cellular component: ribonuclease P complex. The annotation marks the transcript as partial. Gene Ontology annotation, biological process: tRNA 5'-leader removal. Lineage: Eukaryota; Fungi; Basidiomycota; Agaricomycetes; Polyporales; Phanerochaetaceae. The transcript has 3 exons. Gene Ontology annotation, molecular function: ribonuclease P RNA binding. The record is from RefSeq and is a predicted model, not a curated record.
GCGCGUUUGGCAAGGCUUGGUGAAUGGUACGCUUCAAAAACAGGUGGCUUCUCGUGGAAUUCAUCCCGUGCCAUUCAGCGGCCACGAGCGCCUUGGCGGCCUCCUCGCCAGAAGAAAAUGAUAUCAGCAGCAAGCUGAUAUGGUCUGCUCUCAAGCAGAGUGUGAUCAAUAAUUUUGGCGACACGGGCUGGGGCGCAGUCUCUUCUUCUCUCACAAUCAAGUAUUAUUCUCCAACGACGAGUGUAUGCAUCAUUCGCGUUGCCCGAGAUCACCACAAAACUGCUUGGGCCGGCGUGACCAUGCUCACGAAUAUCGAAGGCCGCAAAUACAUCCCCCAUGUGGUUCACGUAUCUGGUACGUCUUUGG